Molecule: messenger RNA, 1054 nt
Organism: Solenopsis invicta (red fire ant)
Lineage: Eukaryota; Metazoa; Arthropoda; Insecta; Hymenoptera; Formicidae
Gene: EloC
Product: elongin-C
Exons: 5
Coding region: 174-611 (145 amino acids)
Biological process (GO): ubiquitin-dependent protein catabolic process
Cellular component (GO): elongin complex
Molecular function (GO): protein-macromolecule adaptor activity
Source: RefSeq, a predicted model, not a curated record
CUACAAAUAAAUAGAGCAAUCGUUGUGAGAUGUCGUUGUGAGAUGUCGUUGUGUGUCGACUAUUCAUCAGCUGAUACGCUCCGCGCUGUGACAUUACAUCGCGAUUAGUAGUUCUGAUUUAAUUAAAAUUUCGUGUCGUCUGCAAGGAGGACAUUUACACAACAGCAGCAAACAUGUCGACCGACGUAAACAUGCAGGCUGAGAAGCACAAUGAAGAAGCGAGUGUCGAUAAGAUCGAAGAAGAAGAGGGCAGAUCGUCUAAAGACAUGCAUGCGCAAAACGGCAGUCCCGUUUAUGGGGGCUGUGAAGGACCAAACGCGAUGUACGUGAAACUGGUCAGUAGCGAUGGCCACGAGUUUAUUGUUAAACGGGAACACGCGUUAACGAGUGGUACUAUCAAAGCAAUGUUAAGCGGUCCUGGUCAGUUUGCGGAAAAUGAAGCUAAUGAAGUCAAUUUCCGAGAAAUUCCGUCUCAUGUACUACAAAAGGUUUGCAUGUAUUUUACUUACAAAGUGCGCUACACAAACAGCAGUACAGAAAUACCGGAAUUUCCUAUUGCGCCCGAGAUCGCUCUGGAAUUAUUGAUGGCCGGCAAUUUCUUAGACUGUUAAACAUCAUCCAUAGAAGUGUACCGGCUCUCACUGGCAAUUGAAGUAUAGGAACAAUGCAACGCUUUCUUCACUAUGUUUUAAGAUGCGUCUAUUACAUUGUGAUACUUGAAAGAUCGUAUCGGAGCAUAAUCGAUCGCUUUGGACUCAUAUUCGUGACAUGAACAUUUUAGUGCGACGAGACAACCCAUUGUCGAAGUUUUAUAGUUACGAAACCUGAAAUAUUCCGUUUGUGUUAUGCUUCGUAAUUUAUAUGAUCAUCGAUACGUAAUUAAUAACUGUAACACAAAGCAAUUACUGAUAAACAAUUUACCACUUACAAUCUUUCUCCUAGUAAUUCUUAUUACUUUUUAGUAAAUUACACACAUAUACAAUCUGUUACAUACUUGAACUAUUUCAGUAAAUUAUUGUUAUCUAAGAUUAGAAAUAAAUUCACUUUAUACACG